GUCUGCUGGCUGCGCUUCUGCUGGAUUUUGAUAUUGGCAGUAGGCGGAACAGAUUAGAAUGAGAUCGUUGAUGGACCAGCAGAUACUAAUAAAGUGCUAAACCUAACGUUAUAUAUUAAUAUUUUCAUUUUCUGAAAAUUAUUAGAUAUAUUUGUUUUUUGUGACACAUGCUACAAAUGAUUACAAAUGGGGGUUGGUUUGGAACAGUUGAUCUUCGUGGUUGCUGCGGUGCACUUGGUGUAUUGCCCAUUCACCAAGGUGGAAGAGAGUUUCAAUCUUCAAGCUAUGCAUGACAUCCUCUAUCAUAGGUUUAAUCUUUCAGAAUAUGACCACCACGAGUUUCCAGGGGUGGUCCCUCGCACAUUUAUCGGGCCAUUGGCCGUAUCUGCUCUUUCAUCACCUGUUUUCCUUAUCAUCAGUGCCCUUGGCUUCAACAAAUUCACUACUCAAUAUUUAGUGAGAGCAGUGCUGGGGGCCUGUGUUAUAUGGAGUCUACGCAAGUUUCGUAUGACGCUCCAGUACCUGUUCGGUCCUGAGCUUGCCUGUUGGUUCAUCAUCAUCACAGCCUCUCAGUACCACUUCAUGUUCUACCUCAGUCGUCCUCUUCCAAACAUCUUCGCCUUACCUCUUGUUCUGCUGGCACUUCACUGUUGGCUUCGGAAGCAGCAAACAGCAUUCAUCUGGGUGUCUGGAGCUGCUAUCAUCUGGUUCCGGUCAGAACUAGCCAUGUUUCUGGGCAUGAUCCUCUUGUUUGAAUUGUAUUAUCAGCGGAUAUACCCUUUAAGACUGAUAAAAGCAGCAGUGCCAGCCGGAGUGACUUGUCUUGCUGCAACAUUUGUCAUAGACUCUAUCUUCUGGCGACGGCUGCUCUGGCCUGAGGGAGAGGUCUUUUGGUUCAACACCAUUCUCAAUAGGAGUUCAGAGUGGGGAACUUCACCGUUUAUGUGGUACUUCUACUCUGCGAUCCCCCGAGGCCUUGGAUUAUCUGUUCUGUUGGUGCCCUUGGGGGCCUGCUUUGACGUGCGAAUACGAAGAUUACUCAUCCCCUCACUUGCUUUUGUCUUUCUCUUCUCGUUUCUCCCACAUAAGGAAUUACGUUUCAUCAUCUAUGUCUUCCCCAUCUUCAAUGUAGCAGCCGCUUUUGCUUGUCAAAAAAUAUGGUCUCUGAGCCAAAAGUCUCAGAUAGUGAGACUGUUGAGGUUGGCGAUCGUGGGUCACGUAGUGGCUAAUGCGGUGUUCUCCCUGUUCCUGUUGAGUGUGGCAGCUGUCAACUAUCCAGGUGGAAAAGCCAUUGCACGUCUGCAGCGGCUGGAGCCUGCCUUCGCUCCUGUUAACGUUCAUAUAUGCAACCUAGCUGCACAGACCGGUGUGUCACGCUUUACACAAAUCUAUGACGCCUGGAGUUACAACAAGACUGAGAACCUAGAACUAGGGAAUCCUGCACUGAUGAAUUUCACUCAUUUAUUGGUUGAAGCCAAAAGCAAAUACUCACCGAACAUAAAGUCUCUCCUUAGAACCCAUCAGGUAAUAGAUUCUGUGGAAGGCUUUUCCCAUAUAGCCUACAACUAUGCCUUGUUCCCUCCAAUUCGCAUCAAGACGAAACCCAUGUUAUUCAUCCUUAAACGGCUUCCAGGUGAUAGACCAUGGACGUCUGAGGACAUUGAAGUAGCUUCUGUAGCUAGCAAUGAGGAUGCGGAAGGAGAAGUGGAGUUUGAUGCACAGGUUGAAACAGCAGCUGUAGAAGAUGUUGAGGAUACAAUCAGUGACAGUUAUGCAGAGACUUUGGAAGUUACUAAAACAACAGAAGGUGUUGUAAGUAAAACUAAAAUGAAUGAUGAAGAGAAUGUACCAAAAUCUGAAACUACAGAGGAUAAAACUGAAACUAAAAUUGAAGAAGAAGAAUCCUAUUCGUGGAAUUCUUUUACACAGACAUUUGGAAGCAUACUUUCAGAUAGUAAUGAAGAUUUAGAAGACGAAGUUGUAAGUAUAGCUAGGAAGAGUUACAGUGAUAAUGAUGAUGGUGAUAGUAAUAUAUAUGAAAGCAAUGAAACAGAAGAUGAAGAUAGUACACAGGAUGAAGAAGUGAUAAGUGAAAAGGAGCAGAUUGAGGAUAAUGGACAAGUUGAUGUGAAUCAGCAGAUUGAACAAGAAUCCAUUAGUGAUAAAAAAAUGAUUAAAGAUCAUAAAGAAUCCAUCAUAAGAAGUGAAGAUUAUUCAAUGCCAAGUAAAACUGUAACAAGUGAAGAGGAAAAUGUAGCAAGUAAAGAUGAAAAUGUAACAAGCGAAGAUGAAAAUGUAACAAGUGAAGAUGAAAAUAUAACAAAUGAAGAUGAAAAUUUAACAAAUGAAGAUGAAAAUUUAACAAGUGAAGAUGAAAAUUUAACAAAUGAAGAUGAAAAUGUAACAAAUGAUACAGAAGAUGUCAAUAUAUCAAUAUUAUCUGUAGUUAAUAAUUCAGCUCCAGGGGAAAAUACUGACUAUGUUGAAGAACGUUACUCCUCUUCACUUCCUGAUAGUAAACCUAAAAAAUUCAAUUUAAAAAGAGAUAAAAGUAAAAUUAAUAUGAGAGCAAAUGAAGAAGAAAACAUAAAAAUAAAAAAGGUGAGGGAUGAUAUUAAAAAUAUAAUUAAAAAGUAUUACCAAGAAGAAGUUGAAGAUAUUGAACCAUUGAAGAAAUAUGAACCUAGGUUUGACAAAUUUAAACAAAAACACAAAAUAAAAGAAGAACCUGAGUUAAAUUCAAAAAAUAAAAUUGAAAAAUAUGAAGACUCAAGGGAUACAGAAGAUAUUACAAAUGUUGAUUUAGAGCCUCAUGUAGAAGUAUCUGAUGAUAUACAGUUAGAAUCCUCAAAGGUGGAAAAUGAUGAAGAAUUAUUUAAAGAUGUGAAAAUAUCUGAAGGGUUUAAACAAAAAAAACCUAUUUCCAAGGUUAAUAUUCGGUCAAAAAUUAGAGAAGCAAAAUCUAAAUUCGCAGCGAAAGACAGUUUUCAGAUUAAAAAAGAAAACUUUGUUGAAGAAAUAGAAGAGAUUGAAGUUCCUAAAGAAAAAGAAAUGAAAGCAUUUAGGAAAUUGAAGAAGAAAUCAAGAACUGAAGUACCAUCAGAAGAAGAUGUGCCUGAUGCUGAAGAUGUUACAGAUAAACCUAUAAAAACAGCAGAAGUUGACAUAGCUGAGACAAAAGAAGAGUCAACAGCCAAAGAAGUAAAGCAGAGUGAAAGUGUCAAACGAAGUAUUGAAGUUAAAAUUCCUUCAAAGGGUAUAAAAGUGAAGAUUACUGAUGGCAAUGUAAUUGAAAUUUUAGAAACUGAUUCUGAAGAGGCUAAUGAUGAUGUUAAGGUCAAAAUCACUGGAAUAGAAGAACAAACUACGAGUUUUUCAAAGUUGUCUUCUAAAAAGGAAACUUAUGAUGAAAUAGAGCCUGAGAUCGUUGCUGAACCGAAACCUGAUUUGAAAAAAGAAAACUCAGCCCAAACCCAACACAAACAACAAAAGAAAUUCAAAUCGAAGAAAAGCUAGGGAGUAAUUUAUGAAACUAGAAUAACAUGUUGCUGUUUCUUUGUCCAAACGCCUUUACAUAUCUCAGACUGUAUUGUUCUAUGGUAUUUAAGCUGGUAUAUUUAUUUUUAGAGAAACAAACAACAGUAACAAAGCCAACAUGAGUUUGGAUAUUUUUAGAAUAACUUGCAUUUAAAAAAUAUGUAAGAGAGUAAUUUCAGAAAGAUUCCUUUGUGGCUGAAGGAAUAGUGAAUUAUUAAAUUUGUCUUCUUUAUUUUUUUUCAAUGUCAGUGGCAUUCUGUAAUGUUUUACUUUGAAAAGGAAUAGUCAAAAUCCUUUGUAUGAAGUGAGUUAUGUUCAGAAUGGGAGUAAAUGGUGUAGUCGUAAUACUACUGUAAUGGCCUUGUUAUAUGGAUUAACAUUUAGGAAUUAAUUUUGGGAAUGAAUGCCUCUUUUGUGCAAAAAGUGUUUUUCUCAUAAAAUUAUAGUCUUCCACUUUAAUGAAGAUGACAGAUUUUCUAAACCAGGAUAAUAAUUUAUUCAUAGCAUACAGUGUUUUAAGUUCCAACAAAAUAGGAUUUAGUAACAAUGGAAUCACGUGGUAUGGUGUGGGUUGAAGAGUAACUGCAUGCAACAUAUGCCUGAGUCUCCUAGAGUUAACAUUUGUGUUAUAGAGAGCAAGUAGCGCAACCACAUGAUAGCUAAUAUUCAUUCAAAAUUAAUAAUCCACGGUUGCUGACAGACUCAGUUAUAGCUUCUUUCCAUUGCUCAUUUGCUUAUGUUCUCAAUAUUGAUAAACAUCAUUACAAUAGUUACAUUCAAUGUUAAAAUUUUGAACACAGUGCAUAACACAAUCAAAAUCAACAUCUCACUAUUAGGAACAACCUAUUUCUCCGUAUUCUCCUUUAACGUGACCAGUAGCUAACGAGUUAUUGUUACAGUUUACUGAAAGACUGUAAAUUCAUAUCUAAUCAUCUAUUGCAUUAUACAUUCUUAGUACAAUGUUGAACAAAUAAUUACAACCAUGAUUGGUGAUUAAAUUACGAUUUUUCCAUAUACAUGUUUAUGGAGUUUGUUCAAAUAAUUUUUUAAAAUUAUUUUAAUUUUUUAUUUGAAGUAAUUAAAGUUAAUACAUUUCUUCAUAAUACAGAUGAUAAAAAAAUUGAAUAAAAAAAACAAUGGAAUAACUUGUUUGUCCUUGAAGUAAAGAUGAAAGCUGAUAUAAAACAUGUAUUUUUUGAUAACAUUAUUACUUGACAUUGCAGCAUUAAAAAACAGUUAUUAUUCUGUGUACAUUAUGAAGAAUCACCAGCUAACAUCUUAUAUUUUAAACAUUUUUAAACUUAAUCAAUAUAUCCACAAAAUAUUAUUUAUAAUAAAGAUAAGAAAUUAAUAUGGAUAUCAUUUCUAAUAAUUGUAUAGAUAAUAAAAAGCUUUAACAUGUGAAUAAGAUAAAUAGAAAUGUUCAAAUACUUAAAGCUUUUUAGGGAUUUUAAAUUUAGCAAGAGCAUUUUGUGAAAAUUAAUUAUAUAUUCAUGUAGAAAAUACAAAAUAAAUAGCUUUUAAUGCAACAAAGGCAGAAAUAAAAUUAGUACAGUAAGAUACUUUAUAAUAAUUAGAUAUACAAGUAUUUUACCUUAAUUAAACUCAUCUAUACAUUUCUACUUUAUACAUUGUUUUGCUGUAGGUGCAGUGACAAUUUUGUAUGAGAUUAGGCAGAUGAAUUUAUAUUUUAUGAUAAGAUCUACAGAGUUUGUAUGAGAGCAUGUAUAUAAAAAUUUAUAUUUUGUACUGAUUUAUCUUUUCAUGUAAAAAUAUACUCGCUUAUCCAAGCAAGAAAUAUUAUAUUUAGAAAAUUUACUCAUAAAUAAGCAUUUAGAUACCUUUUUUUCAAUUUUAUAACCUGUAUUUCUUUGUCAUUGAAAUGUUUUGUUGGUUGCAACAAAUAAAGUAGAAUCUAUGUCCGAGUUUUAUUUAUUAAUUUCUUUGGUUUUAUAAUUAAUUUAAAAUGUAUGUACUGUUCUUCACUUAUUUUUUUCUGGGUUGUUAAUUAAACUAGUCUUAUGUGAUAAGUGUAUAUUUUGUAAAUAAGUAGGUUUUAUAUUAAUUUUGAGAAAAACUGGAAUUUAUUAUGCAUAUUUGUUUCUAUAAUACAAAUAUAUAUAGUCCUUAUAUAUGUUUGUACAUAUUGUACAUGUAGAGGGUAUUAAUGUUAAAAUGAUAUUGGUGUUAUUUGUUUAACAAAUGCUUGCAUUAUUUUUUAUGUUAAGUUUUGUGUUUUUAUAAGAUUUUUUGAAUCAGAAAAACCAUAUCAAAUUCCAUAAUGGAAUUUGUAUAAUAUAUUUAAACAUAUUUUAUGUUUCAUUUAACUAAUAAUUUCAUUAAAGUGACGAUUUUACAAUAUUUUUGUUUAUUCUAUUUUGUUAUGUGUAUUAUGUGUUGUAUUGUAUAAGACAACAUAUAAUAUAUAUUUCCUCCCUGUAUAAUGUAUUUGAUCUAAAUGAUGUACUUUAUUAAAAAAACUAACAAAUAGUGACCUUAAAAAUUUAUUUAAUUAUUAAGUAACCCCAUUUAUAUUUCCUUCAAAUUUGUUUAUGAAAAAUUAAGACUUGUAUUAAUGAUAAUGGGCGUUUUAAGUCUUGAUUUAGUAUCAGUAAAGAAGUUCAUUCUUAAUAUUCUUAUAUUAUAUUAUGUUUAUGUUAAUGAAUUUCAUAAUUAUAUCACUAAUCAGGCGUGGUAUGAACUGGAAGCAUGCAAUAUGGAUUGAAAAUAUUCAGUAUGCAAAUGUUGCAUGGUUUAUGCGUUUUUGAAGGUUCUAUUGCAAAACAUAACUAUUACCAUGAAUUUUACAUUAUUAAUGUGCUGAUUGUAUGAAAUAUAAUUGUAUGCCUUGGAGGAACAUCAAGGGGAUCUGUACUUAUGAAUGUUCUGCAAUGUUAUGAAUUUGGUUUAUUAGAAAUUUAGUACCACAACUACUUAUUGAGUUGAGACUGUAAGUUACAAUGAUCUCAGAAAAACUAAAGGACAGUCAGUUACAUUUUGUUUGCAAGAUGUACCAUACAUAUACAAAAAUAAAAGUUUUUAAUAAAA
This is a messenger RNA of Homalodisca vitripennis (glassy-winged sharpshooter), 6585 nucleotides long. It is a transcript of the gene Alg12, whose product is annotated as probable Dol-P-Man:Man(7)GlcNAc(2)-PP-Dol alpha-1,6-mannosyltransferase. Gene Ontology annotation, cellular component: endoplasmic reticulum membrane. Gene Ontology annotation, biological process: protein N-linked glycosylation. Lineage: Eukaryota; Metazoa; Arthropoda; Insecta; Hemiptera; Cicadellidae. The coding region runs from base 187 to 3516 and encodes 1109 amino acids. Gene Ontology annotation, molecular function: alpha-1,6-mannosyltransferase activity. The transcript has 10 exons. The record is from RefSeq and is a predicted model, not a curated record.